AUGGUCGCAGACAAUGUGUACGAAAAGGCCCUGCCGGUGCUGCAGGACGAGGCUCUGGAUGAGGAGGACAAGACGGAUAGGCUCGAGGAGCUCCUGAAAAAGGAGACCAAUCUUACGGGAAAGUCGCUCGAAAAUAUCGUCUUGGACUGUCUCUGGCGCUAUCGCGAUGCCGGCAGCUCGUCCAGUUCGCCUCCCAGCCGCCAUACCAUCAUCCGCCGACCCUCGCCAGCUCCCUGGCAGGCCAAUCGCGCCCCUACACCCGUCAACAACUCCCCCCGUAUGGUGCAUCCUCCUCCGAGCUUUGGGAUAGGCCCUCCCGGCUUUGCGCGCACAAAGUCGUCGACGGCAUCACCCUUCACUUCUCCGCGCCCCUCUCCGCGCCUUGCUUUUUCCACACCGCAUAUUCCGCACAGCCCCAGCCUGAGCGCAUACCAGUUCAGUGAAUCCGCCAGUCAGAAUACAGAGUUGUAUGGUGAUCUAGAUGGGCAUUCGGUAGACUGGCUGGUGAACGAUGACGCUGCAUCUACCGAGUCGUCUCUCAUGGGUGAUGGCACCCUCAAUGGCGCCGCCGCUGAAUGGGUGCAGCCGCAGACAGUGGACAUGGGCCCGUACGAUAUGCUACGCUCCAUACUCCGAGACGACCGCUCAGAUGAAGAGCUUGAAAGGGUCCUUGAAGCUAACGGCUAUGAGCUCAGUGCGGCAUUGCUCGCUUUGAUGGGACAACAGCUGGAUGUCCAACAGCUCCCCACUGCCCCCUCUGAGCACUCUGGAUAUGUCAUCGGAAAGUCUAUGAGCCCAGCGUUUAGGCCUGCUACGCCAGCCGGUCAGCAGAAGAGCAAUAUCGUGUGCAAGUACUUUCUUUCAACUGGCCAUUGCGCCAGGGCAGACUGCCGCUUCAGUCAUGACACAAGCAAGACCUUGUGCAAAUACUACCUAAAUGGAAACUGCCUAGCUGGUGAUACAUGUCUCUUCUCACAUGACCCCUCGGCCCUAAUGGCCCGCAUGGCCGUGUCAGACGUCGCAACCCCGCCCAUACCAAACUUUCAAAUGUCCGACUAUGAGUUUCCUAGCCUCCAAUAUAACGGCUCACCUCUUGGUACCCCAUCCAUAUCAACCUCAGAGGCAACCACUCUGGAACAGUUAUAUGGCUUGACAGGUGGUGGGCCUACACGUCCUCCGCCUGGUCUGAGUCCUUAUGCCAACUUCACUCCUGGAGGUGGAAGCCGCCCGCAGUCCAGGACUGGCAGUCGCCAGGUGUCCCGUACUACAACGCCGUCGGUGCUUGCAGUGGAUGAUAACGAUGCAUUCCCUAGUCUAGGAUCCGCCGCUGCCGCUAAAACUGGAAAGCGUCACCAUGGAAAGCGAGGCGGCCAUGGUCAUCACAAGGAUGCCCCGGGACCCAACAAUCUCGCAGAUGUCGUUCGCAUGUCGCCUUCGCCAGCUCCCGUCACUCCAGUUCGCAAGGGAUUGAGACCGACUAAGAGCUUCAAUGGUUCUCGUGAAAACAGCGUGGCUGCACAGGCGAUCCCUGCUCCUCAGCAUAUCCCGUGGCUACAGACGGGUGAUGUGGGCAAUCAGGCAUAUCUCAAAGCUCGCGCCGAAGCAUUCAAACACGGCAGUCUGCGCAACAAGUUCCUGCAGAGUGCUGCUCAGGCCUGGAAUCGCAGCGACUCGCGCGCGGCUAAAGCUCUUAGUCUUAGGGGGCAGAGCGAGAACAACCUGAUGCGUGAAGCUCACCGUGAAGCUGCCCGUAUUCUCUACGAAGAUCGCAAUCAGGACAGUGACAGCUCGAGGGAGUUGUAUGUUGAUCUUCACGGUUUGCAUCCUGAUGAAUCUGUAUCAUACCUCGAAGGCAUACUUCUGAAGCACAGCUCGUCAUCUCGUCCAGUUUACGCCAUAACUGGGACUGGGCACCAUUCUAAGAACGGCAAGGACAAGGUUGGUAAAGCUAUCCGGGGAUUCCUCAACGAGUGGCGAUAUGCUUUCAGGGAAUUCUCUGUUCCUGGUGACCGCAACAAUGUUGGUGGCAUACUCGGCAUCGACCCCAGUAGCUAUGACAAGAGUGUUGUAGAUCAGCCAAAGGAGCCUGAGCCAGAAGAUGACAAGAGCGAUACUAAGAUUCGCAUCAUGAAGAGAGAUGAUGUAAUAGAUGCACCGAAAGGGCCGAAGCGGGCUGCUUGAUCUAAUUGAGUGGUGUAUGAUGGCACCUAGUAGGUAGCACAAAUAAGAAAGACUUUACUUCACUUC
Messenger RNA from Pyrenophora tritici-repentis Pt-1C-BFP, 2247 nucleotides. RefSeq lists its product as uncharacterized. Gene Ontology annotation, cellular component: nucleus. The record is from RefSeq and is a predicted model, not a curated record. Gene Ontology annotation, biological process: negative regulation of DNA-templated transcription. Gene Ontology annotation, molecular function: RNA binding; metal ion binding. NCBI's taxonomy places the organism in Eukaryota, Fungi, Ascomycota, Dothideomycetes, Pleosporales, Pleosporaceae.